AAAACAACCACCCAUUGUAGCGCCGGCUUUGGUCUUGCGCACAUCGGUUGUUUGGUUUUCAGUUUUCAAUCACAUUUUCCGGGGGAGUGUUGCAGCCGCUGACGACAUCAACGCACUUUUCGCAGGAGCUGCUUAUCCUAUUUGGUUUGUUCCGUUUUUUGCUUCGCGUUUUGCUAACCCGCUUUGAAUUAGCCAUUAAGUAUAUUACUAACCCAAUGGCAAAAUGCUAUCCUACGACCUCAACGAACGCCUGCUGACUGCCGUGCAGAGUGGGGAUUUUGAGCAGGCGCUGGGCUGCAUCAUGCAAGGUGCCCAGGCCUCGUAUGUAUCGCCCACUUGCGGACGCACAGCCGUGGGCACAGCGGCUAUUCUGGGCGACGCCGAGCUGCUGGAGCUCCUGGUGCAGUCCUGCGAGGAGCCCGAGCUGGAUGUCUUCCAUCAGUCUCACACGGAUAAUCUGGAGAUCGAGCGAACGCCCGAAGGUAUGGAGAAACUUGAGUGGGUGGAUGAGUUCGAAAGUUGUUCUGAAAAUGGAGGAGGCGGAGGAGGAGAAGAAGAGAGUCAGCUUUAUCAGUAUUACGCAAAAACCUUCGAGAAUACCGGAGAAUUCAUAUCCCAGUGCUGUGUCUCCUGUCGCGAGCAGGAUCCCCACCUAUACGAUGCGGACUUGGCCACUCCUCUGCACUAUGCCGCCUGUUGGGGUCACGAGGAGUGUGUAAAAAUCCUCCUCGAACACAGUGCUCCCAUUAAUGUCGUAAACAGCGAAGGAUAUGCUCCCUUGCAUGUGGGAGCGGGAUUCGCCGGGGUCACCAAGCUACUGAUCAAACAUGGAGCUUUGGUCAAUGCCAAAACCCUGAGUGAUGGCAAGACCGCUCUGCAUGUGGCUAUUGAAAGUAAAUCCCCGGAAUCCGCCAGGUUGCUGCUCCAAACGAAUAUCAAUAUCAAUGACACGGAUGACGAGGGUGAGACCCCGCUGAUGACGGCCAUAGCCUGCAGUUUGGUGGAUCUGGCCAAGGAGCUGGUGGAACGAGGAGCUCGGAUAAACCUUCAGGAUAAGCAGAAUCACACGGCUUUGCAGUAUGCGGUGCGGGGUCGUCAUGGCCAGAUGGCCAAGUUGCUGCUGGAGCGAGGAGCUCGGCGACUGGCCUCCCAACAUCUCCUUCAUCUCGCCGUGGAGUAUGAUGAUCGGGAGAUGGUGGAACUUCUGCUGCAGUACGGCGAGAGUUUGUCGGUGAGGGAUGGUGAUAACUACACGCCCAUCAUGCUGGCCAUCCAUCUGCAGCGGCCCGAAAUGCUGGAGUAUCUUCUUGAAGCAGCUGAGGAGCAUCGCCGGCUGGGUCUCUAUUCGGAUGUCCAGGAUGAGGGUCUGGUCCUGUUUGCCGUGCAGCAGAUCGUUUGUGUAAAGGAGUUUCGGAGUAUCCUUCGUGUAUUACUCGCCAAAUUACCAAGUGCUCGUCGGGAUUUGUAUGGCUCGUGUGCUCCCACAAUCGUUUGCGGCCUGAUCUACUGUCAAACUCCUUUGUCCAGAGCUAUUAACCUGCAUCGCCUGGAAUUAGCAGAGUUACUCAUACACGAGGGCUGCAAUAUGGCGCAGAUUUGCCGGGAGCAUGUGGUCAACGAGCUGAGAUACAAUUGUUCGCCUUCUAGUCUCUCCUUUGCGAGAUUACUCUGCCACACGGGCUUCCAGUUCCCGCACAAGCAUCGAGCUUUGCCCAAGGAUUGGCCACCUGCCCGCCAGGAAUUCGAGCGAGUAAUGUCUCUAUUUGGCACUCAACCACGAUCUCUGCAAUCUCUUGCUCGCCUGGAGAUACGCGAGUGUCUCGGCAAAUCCCUCCGAACGCGGCCAGAGAUACAGCAAAGGUAUCUGCCUACACGAGAACGAUCAUCGCUGGGCAGGAUCGUAGAUGAGUUCGCCAUACCCGCCACCCUGAAGCUCUACCUCAGCGACUUUGCCGAGCUUCCCCUGGUGAGGGGAUCGGAACAGGCACAGCUACCUGUUAUAAGAUGCACAGAGUCUUGGGAUUGAUUGCGCUUUAGGAGUUUAUUCAGAUUAUAUAGGUUUUAUAUUUAUGGUUAUAUGGUAUGUAGCAUAUAGGUUUUUUGUAUAUUGGCGUCGAGUGUGUAGGAAGGUUGUGUAAAAUACGAUUUAGGACUUUAUUAUAUUUUCCUUAAUUCUGCAAAACCUUCUUCGUUACACGACUCUGUGAUAUUAAUUUUCUUAUCCAUGUACUACAA
Messenger RNA from Drosophila takahashii, 2235 nucleotides. RefSeq names its product ankyrin repeat domain-containing protein 17. Gene Ontology annotation, biological process: protein localization to ciliary inversin compartment. NCBI's taxonomy places the organism in Eukaryota, Metazoa, Arthropoda, Insecta, Diptera, Drosophilidae. Gene Ontology annotation, molecular function: protein binding. Gene Ontology annotation, cellular component: ciliary inversin compartment. The record is from RefSeq and is a predicted model, not a curated record.